AUGUCAACAGACAGCAAGCGUGUGAUGGAAACAGGUAACUUCGGCAGUUCGGCGAGCUGCGGGCCCGUGCGCGUUGAGGCGCUGGCGAUGCGUGGUGGCGAGCGGCGCGGUGGCGGACGCAGCGGCGGGCGCGGCGGCCGGCGCGGCGCGCGAGUUGCGCACGGCGGGACCGCGGCGUCACCUUGUCCGCGUUGUGAUGCUCAGUGUACUGAUGUAGGUUCAUGUCCAGCUAUUUCGGUGAAAUGCUAUGUGUGCGGUAACUACGGCCAUCACGCUAGGAUGUGCAAAUGUAAAAAUAGUGUUAAAAAAAUGUAUGAAAUAGAAGUGAAUACAGAAAAAUCUGAUAAUGAUGAUUCGAUCAUCAAUCCGUCUAGCGUGGUCAGUAGGCGCAACUCUGCAAGAAAUGUGGCCUGCCUUUUGGCACAUUCUUCAAAAGACCUGUGUCAGAAAUUGAGGAGUGAAGUUUAA
This is a messenger RNA of Parnassius apollo (apollo), 468 nucleotides long. Lineage: Eukaryota; Metazoa; Arthropoda; Insecta; Lepidoptera; Papilionidae. The record is from the annotation of a GenBank genome assembly.